This is a messenger RNA of Trematomus bernacchii (emerald rockcod), 3158 nucleotides long. It is a transcript of the gene pde4ba, whose product is annotated as phosphodiesterase 4B, cAMP-specific a. Bases 16 to 2313 code for a protein of 765 amino acids. Lineage: Eukaryota; Metazoa; Chordata; Actinopteri; Perciformes; Nototheniidae. Gene Ontology annotation, molecular function: transmembrane transporter binding; 3',5'-cyclic-AMP phosphodiesterase activity. Gene Ontology annotation, biological process: signal transduction. The record is from RefSeq and is a predicted model, not a curated record. The transcript has 15 exons. Gene Ontology annotation, cellular component: perinuclear region of cytoplasm; nucleus; cytosol.
CGCAACCGAGGAAAAAUGAGGAAAAGCAGAAGUGUUCUCUCAGUCUCUCCCAACAAUGACUGCAAAGAGCCUCCAGAUUGCUGCUUCAGUGAGUCUUUCACCUCUCCGUCGUACACGCUGGGUGUUGACCUGCGCCGUGGCCGACGCCGUUUCUCAGGCAACCUGCAGUUACCCCCGUUGUCAUGGCGUCAGGGGUCAAGGACACCUGAUGAAGAAAUCAUAGCGAGGCCAACAUCUUUGCCCUUUGGAGCCCCUCCCAGGAUAGAUAUCACGCCGGUUGAUCCCGAAUGUUUUGAUGUGGAGAAUGGCCCGUCCACCAGCUGCAGCCCUCUGGACCCCCAGGCCUCCCCAGGUUCUGGGCUGGUCCUCCACACUAACUUCCCCGGUCAUAACCAGCGGCGUGAGUCCUUCCUCUACCGCUCUGAUAGCGACUAUGACCUGUCACCCAAGUCCAUGUCACGAAACUCCUCCAUCGCCUCUGAACUACAUGGAGAUGACCUGAUCGUGACACCUUUUGCUCAGGUUCUGGCAAGCCUUCGAAGUGUGAGGAAUAACUUCACUGUACUGACCAAUGUCCAGUGUGCCUCCAGCAAGAGGUCUCCGGCAGCAACUCAGCCUCCCAUCACCAGAGUGUGUCUCCCAGAUGAGGCGUACCAGAAGCUGGCCACGGAGACGAUGGAGGAGUUGGACUGGUGUCUGGACCAGCUGGAGACCAUCCAGACCUACCGCUCCGUCAGUGACAUGGCUUCCAAUAAGUUCAAGAGGAUGUUGAAUCGGGAGUUGACGCACCUAUCUGAGAUGAGUCGGUCCGGGAAUCAGGUUUCCGAAUUCAUCUCCAACACCUUCCUAGACAAACAGAAUGAGGUGGAGAUGCCGUCGCCGACAUCCAAGGCGCGAGAGAAGAAGAAGCAGACGAGGCAGCAGCUGAUGACACAGAUCAGCGGAGUCAAAAAGGUUUCCCAUAGUCCUUCGCUCUCCACCAGCAGCAUCUCGCGCUUCGGCGUCAAGACCGAUAAGGAGGAGCUGCUGUCCAAAGAGCUGGAGGACCUCAACAAGUGGGGCCUGAACAUCUUCACCGUUUCAGAGUACUCCCACAGUCGGCCUCUUACCUGCAUCAUGUACGCCAUCUUCCAGGAGCGAGACCUGUUAAAGACAUUUCAAAUCCCUGUGGAUACGUUCGUGGCCUACAUGAUGACAUUGGAGGACCACUACCAUUCAGAUGUGGCCUACCAUAACAGCCUGCAUGCUGCUGACGUAGCCCAAUCCACACACAUCCUCCUCUCCACUCCAGCCCUAGAUGCGGUGUUCACAGAUCUUGAGAUCCUAGCAGCCAUCUUUGCUGCAGCUAUCCAUGAUGUUGACCAUCCUGGAGUAUCAAACCAAUUCCUAAUCAACACCAACUCUGAGCUGGCGUUGAUGUACAACGAUGAGUCUGUGCUGGAGAACCAUCACCUGGCUGUGGGAUUCAAGCUACUACAGGAAGACAACUGUGAUAUAUUCCAGAACGUUCCUAAGAAGCAGCGACAGUCCCUCCGCAAGAUGGUCAUCGACCUGGUUUUGGCCACUGACAUGUCCAAACACAUGAGUCUGCUGGCUGAUCUGAAGACUAUGGUGGAGACAAAGAAGGUGACGAGCUCAGGAGUGCUGCUGCUGGAUAACUACACAGACAGGAUACAGGUGCUGCGUAACAUGGUGCACUGUGCCGACCUGAGUAACCCCACCAAGUCCCUGGAGCUGUAUCGUCAGUGGACUGAUCGGAUAAUGGACGAGUUCUUCCACCAGGGAGACAGAGAGAGGGAGAGGGGGAUAGAGAUCAGUCCUAUGUGUGAUAAACACACAGCCUCCGUGGAGAAGAGCCAGGUGGGUUUCAUCGACUACAUCGUGCACCCUCUGUGGGAGACGUGGGCCGAUCUGGUCCACCCUGACGCCCAGGACAUUCUGGACACGCUGGAGGACAACAGGAACUGGUACCAGAGCAUGAUCCCCCAGAGCCCCUCCCCGCCCUUCUACGACCAGGGCGUGCACGGACACAGUGGAGGGAAUGGAGGUCAGGGAGGAGGGGAGAAGUUUCAGUUUGAGCUCACCGUGGAGGAGGAGGACUUGAAUGGAAUAGAGAAAGAUGGCGAAGGGGAGGAGGAUGAGGAAGAAGAAGAAGAGGAGUUGGAAGAGGAGUUGGAAGAGGAAGAAGAUAGCCUGGGAGAUUCUCGUUCUCCUCCCCUGGACUAUUUGGACGGUCAGGAGCUUGAGGAGGGAGUCAUGAUAGAGCCGGCGAUAGAGAUUGUGACCCAUGAGGCGUCGCCCACAGACACAUAGGGCUUCCAUCAUUAGGCUCACAUGGUGAUUUGAACGUUUUUGGCAAAAGGGGGAGAUCCUCUUGCAGCUGUGCUUUUUAAUAAGCCCAUAGAAGCAAAGGCUUAGUUUGGUCCCUCACAGGGGCGUUUGCACUUGGGUGUUUGAAGCCAGACACGGACGGACAGUUUCGGUGAGGCGGCUUCAGAGUUCUCAGGAAAUAAUUACUGCGAACAUUUUAGUCUUGAUGGACAGGCGAGACUGAGAGUCGAACUUGAAGGAUUGCGGCCAGUUUGGGAAAUAGUUACUCUUCUUUCUGGACCGGCAUUAAAUGGACAUUGACACUACUGAGAGAAGUUUUGUACCUUAAGACUUUUUUACAGAUAUGAUAUGAUCUAGAAGUAGCAUAGAUUAAGAUCUACUGAUGGAGACACAUUUGUAUAGCAAAAGAAAGUGUUUACUUUUUCCUGUACCAUUUGUCAAAGGACUUUUGUGUGCCUUUUUUACUAUUGUCUUUAUAAUAGUUUUUUAUUUAUUGAACACUCUAGUAUGUCUGUGAAAUGUUUUUUUCUUAUCUGAAAGAGCAAAAUCUUUUUUUGUAUGGUAAAGAGAACAGUCUUCCAUGUAUUGGGCAAUAGAGAAAUCCAAACAAACGUCGACAAACUAAUCUGAAUAGGGAAACAUUAACACCCACAUUAUACGCACAUUCUGUCACUUUUGUUUUUCAAUCUGAGCACAAUGUUUCAUACAUGGAAUUCAAAUGCUUAAUUUCCCUCAUGCUUCAUGUUACAUGAAUGUUUGUUGCUUUCUUUAGCAGUUGUUGGUCAAUGAAUGUCACAGUUACACUAAAUCAUCUAUAUUCAUCUCUA